Molecule: messenger RNA, 399 nt
Organism: Zasmidium cellare ATCC 36951
Lineage: Eukaryota; Fungi; Ascomycota; Dothideomycetes; Mycosphaerellales; Mycosphaerellaceae
Exons: 1
Coding region: 1-399 (132 amino acids)
Source: RefSeq, a predicted model, not a curated record
AUGUCGGCCCAUCUUCAUCUCUCUACGGAAUGGAUGCACCUACCUCGUAUGGAAAGCUUCGUGAAGAACGGAACUCCUCGGCGCUCGCAGAAUGGUCAUUCCGCAGAACACGGCAUGAAGUCCGCAAUGAAUAUGUUCUUCUCCAAAAACUCAGUCUCCAAAUCCCCAAGUGCCAAGUCGGUAUGGACUUUCUUCUUCGGUGCCGGCCCGCCUCCGACGCUCAUUCACCGGCAAGCCGCGCAAGCAACUCAGCAGAAAGGAUGCAUGCAUGCACUCCUUCUGCGAGGAAAGGCGCCUAGUCCGAUAGAUCAGCAGCAGUGGCCGGCAUCAUGCAAUCAUGCAAGACCUACAGCGGCCGGCCGUAGGGCUGAGGAUACCGCAUACGCUUUUCAGCUAUAA